Aedes albopictus (Asian tiger mosquito) is the source of this 1169-nucleotide messenger RNA. RefSeq names its product regucalcin. Bases 76 to 1002 code for a protein of 308 amino acids. The record is from RefSeq and is a predicted model, not a curated record. Gene Ontology annotation, molecular function: gluconolactonase activity; calcium ion binding. The transcript is spliced from 4 exons. Lineage: Eukaryota; Metazoa; Arthropoda; Insecta; Diptera; Culicidae. Gene Ontology annotation, biological process: L-ascorbic acid biosynthetic process.
GGGCCAACAAUCUACACUUCAUCAGUAUCGCUCAGUCUCGCAAAAGCCAUCAAUCUAGAAUUGCAUUAGCCAAUAAUGGCUCACUACAAGGUUGAAGAAAUUGCUGCUCCAAAAUUGGACUUGGGCGAAGGACCUCACUGGGAUGCCAAGUCUCAGAGUUUGUAUUUUGUCGACAUGUUCCAGGCAGGCAUUUAUCGGUGGGAUUAUCACAAAAAUAAAACUUUUGGCGCGACAGUAGAGGGCUGCACAUGGGCAUCGUUCAUCAUUCCGGUGAAAGGGAGCAGCAACCAGUUCGUCGUAGGGGAUGGAACUCGUUUUGUAUUGAUUACCUGGGAUGGAAUCUCUGACAAAGCGAAAAUUGUGAAAGUCAUUGCCGAUCUCGGCGAGGCGGACAAGACCAAUCGCUUCAACGAUGGAAAAGCGGAUUCUAAAGGACGAUUGUUUGCCGGCACGCUGAAAGCGGAGCAGUGUGGUAAUCCGUUCGAGAUUAAUUCGGGCAAAUUUUUCCGUUUCGAUGCAAAGAACGGGAAGUUCGUCGAGCAGUUCGAUAAGGUUUUCAUCUCUAAUGGUCUCGCAUGGAAUGAUAAAACCAGAAAAUUCUAUUAUGCCGAUACGGGAGCGUACGAUGUUAAAGAGUUCGAUUUCGAUGGGAAUGGUGAUUUGAGUAACGGAAAAGUGUUCUUCGACAUGACGGGAUCUAGCAAAGAACCCAAAGAAGCCCCGGAUGGAAUGACGAUUGAUACUGAGGGAAACAUUUAUCUGGCUGUGUUUCAUGGAUCCAAGGUUUUGAAAAUUAGUCCAAGUGGACAACUGGUGCAAGAGAUAACCAUUCCGGCAAAACAGGUUACUUCAGUUGCGUUUGGUGGGCCUAACUUAGAUGAACUAUAUGUAACAACAGCUAAAAUUCCAUUUGUCGAACCACAAGGACCACUCGCAGGUGCAACCUUCAAAGUUACCGGUCUAGGAGCAAGAGGUUUUCCAAUGACGGACGUAGAUCUGUAGCUGAUAGUCAAAUGAAGGCGGAGAAUUGCACUGUAGCGUGCUAUUUUGGAAGUCGUUCCAGUAUUUCAGUGUGAGAAUAUAGAAAAGAUUCUAUUAAAUGUUAUAAAGGUGACUUCGUGCAAUAAAUCAUCUAGUCCAGGCUUAGAAAAGAUAAAGUAUGAAGACUA